AUGAAGUUUCAAGAACAAUUUGGAUUUCAUAUAAAAGAAGUCACUUUUGUAAAAUUGUCUGAAUAUUUGAACGCCUCUAAGGACUCAUCUAGUUUGGCAAUAUCGAGGAUUUUGUUUGGAAUUACAAUGUUAUUCGAUAUUCCGGACGAGCGUGGCGGCGCUAUUAUGGACAAACGCUGGAGAGAACCAUCGACUUGCCACUUCCCCCUUAUCCCCUUCGUGCGAGCUAUGCCCAUGCCCUACAUGGCGCUGGUUUAUGCGGGUCUUUGGAUCGGAGCUUUCGGUAUUGCAUUGGGUUACAAGUACCGCUGGUGCGCGUCAACGUUCACGGUUUGCUAUUGGUAUAUAUUUCUAAUAGAAAAGAGCUAUUGGAACAACCACAGCUACUUAUUUGGAUUGGUCGCCCUGUUGUUCACUUUUACAGAAGCUAAUUGUUAUUGGUCCUUAGAUGUGUACUUGAAUCCCUGUCAGUCAAAGCCGUCGGUACCGUAUUGGAACUAUUUUAUUUUGAAAUACCAAUUUUUCAUACUCUACUUUAUGGCUGGUUUAAAGAAAGGAACCGCUGAAUGGUUAACGGGAUACUCAGUGCAAAAUCUCAGCGAACACUGGGUUUUUAACCCUUUCAAAUUAUUUUUAACCGUUGCACAGACAGAUUUUCUUAUAGUCCACUGGUUUGUGUUUGCAUUCGACUUGACCGUGGCUAUGUGGAUGAUGUGGGCGCGAACGAGACAUGUUGCCAUGUUCUUCUGCGCUCUCUUCCAUCUGAUGAAUAGUAGACUAUUCAGUAUAGGCAUGUUUCCAUGGGUCUGCUUAGCUACGAUGCCAUUAUUUUAUCCUUUCGAUUGGCCAAAAAUAAUCUUGAAAUAUGCGGAAGAGAUAACAGUGAAAGGACGAAUUUGCAAAUAUAUAUACGGAUAUAUAUUUAGUGUAUCUAAUCACCAACAAAACGCCACGAAUAUAACAAAUAAAGAUUCUGUUACGGAAGAGAAAAUACACCCUGACAAUGAAAUCAUUACCAACAAAAUGGAGAAAAUUGAAGAGAGCGAAUCAAGUGCAGAUGAGAAAGAAGGAGAUAAAUUGAAGCAUACCACAGAUGGACGAAUGAAUUCAAUAACAUUUGCUUUAAUAAUAUUUCAUCUAGUAUCUCAAGCAUUUCUGCCGUACUCGCAUUUUAUUACGAAGGGUUACAACAAUUGGACUAAAGGACUCUAUGGGUAUUCAUGGGAUAUGAUGGUACAUACCUGGGACAUUGACUCAGUUGUUAUCAAAGUAGUCGAUAACAAAAACGGUGAAACAUUUUACGUCGAUCCUUACGUAUAUUCUCCCAACGACCGUUGGACCAGACAUGGGGACAUGGUCUACCAAUACGCCAAAUGUUUGAAGGACAAUAUUAGGCGAAAAGAUGAGAGUCUAUCAACGAAUAUCUCUAUUUACAUAGAUGUUUGGUGUUCAAUGAAUGGUAGGUUCACUCAACGCAUGUUCGACCCUAAGGUGGAUUUGUUAAACAUAUCCUGGUCAGCGUUUGAGCCGGUGUCUUAUUUAAUGCCGCUACUGGAUGAAGCGUUAGAAUGGCGUAGUAUUUUACAACAGAUAAAGGAAGACGUUCACUCUUGGAACAACUAUAGUGAUGUUAUAUUUAUUGCUGAUUUCCCAGGUUAUGUACAAGAGAAAUUCAUUCCAGUUGAAUUAUUUAAUGUAACAAUGACUAUGUUGGAUGGCAUAGUGGCAUAUGAGCCUGAGAUUACUACGGAGUUAAACGGACAAUCGUAUCGUUUGAGAAAAGGGAACAUAAUAAAGCUACAUUCUGGAACAUUCCAUAAGAUUCUAAAUAUUGGGACAACACCAGCCUACUACAUGUACACAUUCGCUAAUAGCACUGAAGCAACUAAUUUUGUUACUCCAUCCCCAAAACCAAAGCUGCCAAUAGACCAAGAGCUAACGAGACGAUUUUUCAAUAUGAUAACAUUCGCUAAAUUAGUCUUAACAAAUACAUAUGAAAUGUUGUUUAAAUUCAAGCAUUGUUCU
Molecule: messenger RNA, 2025 nt
Organism: Brenthis ino (lesser marbled fritillary)
Lineage: Eukaryota; Metazoa; Arthropoda; Insecta; Lepidoptera; Nymphalidae
Source: the annotation of a GenBank genome assembly